Molecule: messenger RNA, 2298 nt
Organism: Scatophagus argus
Lineage: Eukaryota; Metazoa; Chordata; Actinopteri; Scatophagidae
Gene: retsat.2
Product: retinol saturase, tandem duplicate 2
Exons: 11
Coding region: 79-1908 (609 amino acids)
Molecular function (GO): all-trans-retinol 13,14-reductase activity
Source: RefSeq, a predicted model, not a curated record
ACUUCAGCUGCUCUAACGCGGAAGUGGACUGGCGGUGAACGCAGUGGUUGACAUCUACUCAGCCCAAACUUUGCCACAAUGUGGAUCAGCGUAGCGAUCAUUUCUGUCGCUUUGGUUAUAUUUUUACUGAAAUAUGUCUUCGGCAGCUCCGGGCCCAACCCUUUUGAAACGGAUACUCGUGAACCGUUGAAGAAGAUGGUUGACAAAAAAGAGAAAAAUAAAGUUUUGAAGCAGGGUUUUCUGGCCAGCAAAGUUCCUGAGAACCUGGAUGCCAUUGUCAUCGGCAGUGGGAUCGGCGGCCUCGGGCUUGCGGUGCUGAUGGCCAAGGUGGGGAAGAAAGUCCUGGUUCUGGAGCAACAUGAUCGGGCCGGUGGUUGCUGCCACACGUUCACUGAGAAGGGCUUUGAGUUUGAUGUUGGAAUCCACUACAUUGGCGACCUGUUGGACCACAAGCCCUUCCGCUGCAUGCUGGACCAGAUGACUAACGGCCAGCUGCAGUGGGAGCCGCUGGAGAAUCCCUUCGACCACGUUGUGCUUGGGCCUCCAGAAAACCGCCGCCGCUAUCCCAUCUACAGUGGCAGGAGCCGCUUCCCUGAGGAGCUGAAGAAGUGCUUCCCUGGAGAGGAGAAGGCCAUCGAUGAGUACCUGAAGCUGGUCAAGAAAGUCGGUCGGGGCAUUUGGUUCCUCGCUCUGCUCAAGCUCUGCCCCGUCCCCCUUGCCAAGUUCCUGGUCUACACCGGCCUGGCAAAACGUCUGUCCUUCUUCUUCAAAAUGGCUCAACGCAGCCUGACAGAAGUGGUCAAUGAACUGACAGAAAACAAGGACCUGAGGGCCGUCUUCACCUACAUCUUUGGCACCUACGGUAACAUGCCGAAAGAGGCCAGCUUUUCUAUGCACAGCCUGCUGGUCACUCACUACCUGAAUGGCGCCUGGUACCCUAAAGGCGGAGCCAGUGAAAUUGCCUACCACAUGAUCCCCAUCAUUGAGAAGGCAGGGGGUGCUGUUCUGGUUCGAGCCCCAGUCAACCGCAUCUUGAUCAAUGGCGCCAAGGAAGCUUGUGGUGUGAGCGUCAUGAAAGGACAAGAGGAGGUACAUAUUCACGCCCCCAUUGUCAUCUCUAACGCUGGCAUCUUCAACACCUACCAAAGCCUCCUGCCCAAAGAGCUCCAGGCCAUGCCAGACAUCCAGGAGCAGCUGGGUAUGAUGAAGAACGGUGAAGGUGGCCUGAGUCUUUUUCUGGGUCUGACUGGAACCAAGGAGGAGCUGGGCCUGAAAGCAGACAACUACUGGAUCUUUGUCGAGAACGAUUUCGAUGAGCUCGUUGAGAAAUACCUAAAUGGAAAGAGGGAAGAGUCUGCUAAAAAAGUACCCCUGCUGUUCGUCGCCUCUCCUUCAGCUAAAGAUCCAACCUGGGAGGAAAGAUCACCAGGAAAGUCCACCUUGAGUCUGGUCACUUUUGCCAAAUAUGAGUGGUUUGAGGAGUGGAAGGAUGGCAAAGUGACCAACAGGGGGCCUGAAUACAAAGAGCUGAAACAGGAAUUCAUUGACUCCAUUCUGGAGAUGGUCAUGGACGUCUUCCCCAAGAUAACCAGAGACAAGAUUGAGUACAUUGAUGCUGGAACCCCCAUCACAAACACACACUAUAUCGGAGCCCCCAAAGGUGAAAUCUACGGAGCGGAUCACGGCCUCGCCCGAUUCAGCCCUGAACUCAACGCCACAGUGAGACCUCAGACUCCAGUGAAGAACCUCUAUCUGACAGGUCAGGAUGUGUUUUUGUGUGGCUUUGCCGGCGCUCUAGCUGGAGCUCUCACCUGCGGCUCGGCACUCCUCAACCGCAACCUCCACCUGGAUGCCAUCGCCUUGGCAAAGAAAACAAAAUUCAUGAAUGACAAAUUGAAAGGGGAGUAAUUUCAUGUGUGCCAUUAACGCCCCCCCCAGCCCAACCCUCUUAUGAGGAGGCUCAGCACAGACUCCAGGUUUCAUGGAACAAAUGACUUAUUAUCGCUACACCGACUCAUAGCACUAAGCUUUGUCUGCAUUUUAAAAUAUGCACACCAACACUAAUUCAUGCUUGAAUACUUCAGCUUUGUGAGUAAUGUAAGACGUGGGUUGUUGCACAUGUUCAGCUUUUAUGAGCUUUUAUAACCCAUUCACCAUGUUGAAAUUCACGGCUGUGUGCUGUUGUGCUCUGAAAUGCCUUCGAAUCUGACUCUGUGCCUGUGGUGUGUUUACAGUUUGUGGCAGAGGUUGUAUCAAAGGUUGUUCCCUUUCUCGGUAUUAAAGGGUUCAAACAAUAAA